Paramuricea clavata is the source of this 986-nucleotide messenger RNA. The record is from the annotation of a GenBank genome assembly. Lineage: Eukaryota; Metazoa; Cnidaria; Anthozoa; Malacalcyonacea; Plexauridae.
AUGCAUUGUGAGCUUUCGCAAAGCAAGGGACAACUGCAAACAACAAAAGGACACAUUAAGAGUGCAAUUCGGGGGGAACUUGAGAACAAAAAGAAGAUUAAUUAUGAGCAACUGAAAUUUCAAUUACAACAAGAAAAGGAACUUCAAGAGGUGAUGAUAAUGAAAGAACAAGCUGAAGAAUGGUUGAAGAAGAAAGUAGGACUGCAAAUGCAAAGUGUAGCAACAGGGGGUGUAACAGCUGGCACAACAAAACUCGAUCUACAGUUAAGCUGGAAAAGCACACUAUAAUACAGGGGAUUACAUGGACUGGCUGAGAUUCUGGAACCAGUUUACAGUAGAAGUCAAAGACACCAACAUUUCGGAUGUGAGAAAAUUUCACUAUCUGUUAGAGUUAGUAAAAGGGAAACCCUGAGAGGACAUUUUGGGUUUACCCAAUACAUCAAAUGGUUAUAAGGAAGCAAAGAAGACACUCAUAGAAAAAUAUGGCAAGGAUACAAAAGUCCACAAAGCACUCAUAAAAGAUUUGGUAAGUCUUCACACUAUUACCAGCAUUCACAAACUCAAUUUGAUUCAUGAUUUUUACAACGAUGGGAAAAUUGGAAACAGCGCAAAGUGUGGUGUACACAUUAAUGGACAAACUAGGCCCUGUGUGAGAGGUCCUGGUUCAGAAGGAUGACAAGUGGGAAAGCUGGGGAUUAACCGAACUAGUGGAGCACUUACACAAGUUUGUAAAUUGAAACCCUAUUUGUGCAGAAGAGAAUGAAGCAUCUGGAAAACAAGAUUGGAAGAAGAGAGGUCGUUGGGGUGAUCGUGAAAAACUACUCUUUGGUAAUGAUGGUGAAAGAAACAAGAAAAAACAGUGUAUUUACUGUGAGUCGAAGGAACAUACAGCUAUCAAUUGCACGAAGAUAUUAGAUGUUGCUAAGCGACGUGAGAUUCUAAAGCAGAAGAAUUCCUGUUACAAUUGUGCAACCCCAGACCAUUGA